AUGUCGUCUUCUGAAGCAUCCUCUUCUCGCGCACCGUCUCCCGUAACUUCACAAAAUGGUACCGCUGAUGCGCAAGCCGAUUCUGCAACUAUUGCACCUGUUGCUGAUCCCAAUGUCACUUUCUCUUCGCUCGGUCUCAUAGAGCCAUUGGUCGACGCGUGCAAGCAGCUUAACUUCAAGCGCCCAACACCUAUUCAGGCUGCCGCAAUACCCCCGGCAUUAGAAGGGAAGGACAUUAUAGGUCUGGCAGAAACGGGAAGUGGAAAGACAGCUGCGUUUGCCUUGCCUAUACUACAGAAGCUAUGGCAUGAUCCAAAGCCCUUCUUUUGUGUUGUCCUUGCACCAACUCGAGAACUUGCGUAUCAAAUUUCACAACAAUUCGAAGCACUGGGUAGCACAAUUGGUGUACGCUGUGCUGUACUUAUUGGUGGCGUCAAGAUGGUCCCUCAAGCUGUCGCCCUCUCGAAACGGCCGCAUAUUGUCGUCGCUACUCCCGGACGUCUACAAGAUCACCUUGAAAAUACCAAAGGAUUCUCACUGAGAGGGUUGAAGUACCUGGUGAUGGACGAGGCGGACCGACUCCUAGACUUGGACUUUGGGCCGAUUAUCGAUACCUUACUUAAGGCUAUUCCCAGGCAAAGGAAUACCAUGCUCUUUUCGGCGACUAUGACAACAAAAGUGGCAAAGCUACAAAGGACGAGCUUGAGAAACCCGGUGAAGGUCGAGGUGUCAUCUAAGUAUCAAACUGUUUCCACCCUACUGCAAACUUACGUCCUUACUCCGGCUGCUGUCAAAGAGCCCCAACUAGUACAUCUUCUCACCACCGUCUCUGGUCUCAGUACCAUCGUCUUCGUUCGCACGAUUCAUGACGCAACGAAACUGACCUUGGCCCUUCGCAAUCUGGGAUUCCCUGCCAUCCCCCUACAUGGUGACAUCUCUCAGGACAAGCGGCUCGGAGCUAUCAGCCGAUUCAAAGCGGAGCCGGGAGCAAUAUUGGUUGCUACCGACGUGGCAAGCCGUGGAUUGGACAUGCCGAAGGUAGAUGCAGUCAUCAAUUACGACCUACCGACGAACUCAAAGGAUUAUAUCCACCGUGUCGGGAGAACGGCACGUGCAGGUCGCGCGGGCAAAGCGAUCAGCAUUGUGACGCAAUAUGACGUCGAGCUGCUGCAGCGGAUCGAGCAUGUAAUUGGGAAAAAGUUGGAAGCAUAUGGCGAGACCACCCGCGAGGAAGUUGAGAUGUUGAGGGAGAGAGUCGGGGAAGCCGUGAGAGCAGCUACGAUUCAAAUGAAGGAGCAGGAAGGAAAGAGAACGCAGGGAGGGAGGGGGAGGAAGAGGCAGAGAGAGGGAAAGAGGGAACAGUUGGAUAGGGAUGACGACGAGGUCGAAGCGGGCAUGCCGAGACUGAAGAAGGCAAGGGCGCGCCGGUAGUCUUGUACUUCAAGCGGUGUAUGAUACAGUAUUCUCAGG
Dacryopinax primogenitus is the source of this 1470-nucleotide messenger RNA. Its product is annotated as DEAD-domain-containing protein. NCBI's taxonomy places the organism in Eukaryota, Fungi, Basidiomycota, Dacrymycetes, Dacrymycetales, Dacrymycetaceae. Bases 1 to 1431 code for a protein of 476 amino acids. The record is from RefSeq and is a predicted model, not a curated record. Gene Ontology annotation, molecular function: RNA helicase activity; nucleic acid binding; ATP binding. The transcript is spliced from 3 exons.